This is a messenger RNA of Mangifera indica (mango), 1352 nucleotides long. Its product is annotated as malate dehydrogenase, mitochondrial. The coding region runs from base 74 to 1102 and encodes 342 amino acids. The record is from RefSeq and is a predicted model, not a curated record. Gene Ontology annotation, biological process: malate metabolic process; tricarboxylic acid cycle. Gene Ontology annotation, molecular function: L-malate dehydrogenase (NAD+) activity. Gene Ontology annotation, cellular component: cytoplasm; mitochondrion. The transcript is spliced from 7 exons. NCBI's taxonomy places the organism in Eukaryota, Viridiplantae, Streptophyta, Magnoliopsida, Sapindales, Anacardiaceae.
AGACAUCUCCAGACUCAGGGCCCCUCACUAAACCUCUGAAAAAACUCUCACAAAUCACAAAACCCUCCCGAAAAUGAGCUCUCCCCUUUUCCGAUCCGUCAAAACCCUUGCGGCGAAGUCCGCCGCCGUCCGUGGCUUCUGCUCUGAAUCCGUACCGGAGCGCAAGGUCGCCAUUCUCGGCGCUGCCGGUGGGAUCGGCCAACCCCUUGCUCUUCUCAUGAAGCUCAACCCUCUUGUCUCAAGGCUCUCUCUCUAUGAUAUCGCUAACACCCCCGGUGUUGCUGCUGAUGUUAGCCACAUCAAUACCAGAUCUGAGGUUGCUGGUUAUGUUGGUGAUGAUCAGCUUGGACAAGCUUUAGAGGGAUCAGAUGUUGUCAUCAUUCCUGCUGGUGUUCCCAGGAAGCCUGGUAUGACACGUGAUGAUCUUUUUAACAUUAAUGCUGGAAUAGUCAAGUCCCUGUGCACCGCAAUAGCCAAGUACUGUCCUCAUGCAAUUGUUAACAUGAUCAGCAACCCUGUGAACUCAACUGUCCCUAUAGCAGCUGAGGUUUUUAAGAAAGCAGGGACAUAUGAUGAGAAGAAAUUGUUUGGUGUGACAACUCUUGACGUAGUUAGAGCUAAGACUUUCUAUGCCGGAAAGGCUAAUGUAAACAUUGCAGAGGUUAAUGUCCCAGUUGUUGGUGGUCAUGCUGGUGUAACUAUUCUCCCACUAUUUUCUCAGGCCACACCAAAAGCAAAUUUGCCAGAUGAAGAUAUUAAGGCCCUUACAAAGAGAACACAAGAUGGAGGAACUGAAGUUGUGGAAGCCAAGGCUGGAAAGGGUUCUGCAACAUUGUCAAUGGCUUAUGCAGGAGCCCUAUUUGCUGAUGCUUGCCUGAAGGGACUUAAUGGCGUUCCAGAUGUAGUGGAAUGCUCAUUCGUGCAAUCAACUGUCACUGAGCUCCCCUUCUUUGCUUCUAAGGUGAGGCUUGGUCAGAAUGGUGUGGAAGAAGUUCUGGGAUUGGGUCCACUUUCUGACUAUGAAAAGGAGGGUUUGGAGAAAAUGAAGCCCGAACUCAAAUCAUCUAUUGAGAAGGGAAUAAAGUUUGCCAAUAGCAACUGAUCAAUCUUCAUAAAUUUUGCAUUAUUUAGUGUUGUAUUUGUUGCCAAUGGCACUGGCUGUGCUGUUUCGAUUGGAGUAGGCUCCAAAUAAACCAGAAACUUUCAUUAAUAAUUCCCAAUGUCUGUCAUACUAAAAUUGAAUGUUAUCACAUUUUAAGUGGGUUGUACCAUCAUUUACUGAGUGUUCAUUUUUCACUCUUCCCAAUUUAAGUGGGAUGUAUUAUCAUUUAUAAAGUCACCAGUUGCUUCAA